UGUGCGAUAGAGACAGUUAAGAUGGCGGCGCAGGAGACUCAAGCGACACAGCAAACCUCCGUAAGCAACGGAGAGGUGAGCAGUAAUGGGGCAGCAGCCUCAGGUCAGGUAGCUCAGACAGGUGCGACUGUUCAGGACCAACAACAACAACAGCAGCAGCCCAAUGCCUGGCAGGUGAUCAAAGGUGUCCUCUUUAGGAUAUUUAUCAUCUGGGCUAUAAGCAGUUGGUUCCGCAGAGGUCCAUCAACUCCAGAUCCCAACACUCCUGCUGGAGCUCCACGUGUGCCCAGCCGAAACCUGUUCCCCAAGGACACACUUAUGGAUUUUUAUGUAUAUAUCUCUGAAAAUGAGGUAUUUACAGAUUUCAACAACACAGAAGCCUUGUUCUGGUUUCAGCAAGAUCUAGUUUAUGGAGAUUGGACCACAGGAGAAUCGGGGGACGGUUGUUAUGAACAUUAUAAAGAGCUGGAACUUUCCGAGAGCCUGAAACAGAACGGCUCCAUAUACAUCCACAUUUACUUCACCAAAAGUGGCUUCCAUCCAGACCCCAAACGCAAAGGCCAAUACCGCAGACUGGCCACAGUACACACCACUCGAAUGCUUAACAAGUACAAGAGGAGGAAGUUUCUCAAGACGAAGAACCUUCUGACGGGCGAGACAGAAGCCGACCCAGAAAUGAUCAAGCGGGCGGAAAGUCACGGCCCAGUGGAGAUCAUAUCUCACUGGCAUCCUAACCUCACCAUCAACAUGGUUGAUGAUCAUACAGCCUGGGUCAAAGGUUCUGUUCCUCCUCCCCUCGACCAGCAUGUAAAGUUUGAUGCAGUAAGUGGAGACUACUACCCCAUCGUUUACUUCAAUGACUACUGGAACCUGCAGAAGGACUACUAUCCCAUAAACGAAACUCUGGAGAACCUGCCCCUGCGGAUCAUGUACUGCCCCCUGUCCUUGUGGCGCUGGCAGCUGUAUGCCGCUCAAAACGCUCGAUCGCCCUGGAAUUUCCUGGCUGAGGACACGUACGAGCAGUCAGAUGAGGAUCAGGACUCUGUUAAGGUGGCGCUUCUUGAGACCAACCCUUACCUCUUGGGUGUGACUAUCGUUGUGUCCAUCGUCCACAGCAUUUUUGAGUUUUUAGCUUUCAAGAACGAUAUUCAGUUCUGGAACAGCCGACAGUCUCUGGAGGGUCUGUCUGUGCGCUCCAUCAUAUUUGGGGUGUUUCAGUCACUGGUGGUGCUGCUUUACAUAUUGGACAAUGAGACCAACUUUGUCGUCCAGGUCAGCGUGUUUAUCGGCCUGCUUAUCGACUUCUGGAAGAUAACCAAAGUCAUGGAUGUCAGGUUUGACAGAGAGAACAAGAUUGCUGGAAUAUUCCCACGAUUGGUAUUCAAAGACAAGUCUACGUAUGUGGAGUCUUCAACCAAAAUCUAUGAUGAUAUGGCUUUUAGGUACCUGUCUUGGCUGUUGUACCCUCUCUUUGGGUGCUAUGCAGUUUAUAGCUUAUUAUACGUGGAGCACAAAGGCUGGUACUCAUGGGUGCUCAGUAUGCUUUAUGGGUUCUUGUUAACCUUUGGUUUUAUCACCAUGACGCCACAGCUCUUCAUCAACUAUAAGAUGAAGUCAGUAGCUCAUCUCCCCUGGAGGAUGCUCACCUACAAGGCCCUAAAUACCUUUAUAGAUGACUUGUUUGCCUUUGUCAUCAAGAUGCCAAUGAUGUACAGAAUAGGUUGUCUCAGAGAUGAUGUGGUGUUUUUCAUCUAUCUGUACCAGCGCUGGAUUUACAGAGUGGAUCCUAAUCGUGUUAAUGAGUUCGGGACCAGCGGAGUUGAACGCAAUGGGGACAGCCCGGCCCAGCCGGUGGCCGCCGACACGACUGCUGCCAUCACAGAUAAAUCAGAGGGGGAGAAGAAAAAUGAUUAACCUGUUUUAACCCUCUAGUCUUGUGAAGGUGUGUUAAUGCAUCUUCAAGGCUGAGUUUGUUUAUUUGUCAGGGAAGGGAACUGGAUUAAAGGUAUUACGCAAAAGACUGAAGAAAAACGUUCAGUUCAACUUUCCUCCUCUGUUGGAUCCACAGGGGAAAUAACUAAUUAUAUUUAAUGUAGAUGUCCUAAAAUCAGUUUUUUUCAAACUCCCAUAUUUUUGCAGUCAAAGUGAAACGUGAUGUACUGUAUUGUAUAUUUUUGGGUUGGUAACACUAAUCAUUUGAAGGGUUAAGUGGUCUGUAAUUAAAUCGCAUUGCUGGAGUGAAUAGGACGAUUGCAGUACAGAUCUUCUUUUUUUUUAAGUGGAAAAAUGAGGAAGAAGAGGUGAAACGUAGCCUCGCUGUCUUUCUCAUUAUGUGUAAUUAUUUUCUUUUCAUUCCAUGUAUGAAGGGGUACCAGGAUGCAGUUGUGUAAGGUGUAAAAAAGCCUGUUGUUCAGAAGCUGCCUGUGCGAGAGAGAGACUUUCCACGUUUUUAAAAGAAUUGAUGUUUCAAACUUGAACAAAAAAUAAGAAAUAACAGCCUUGUAGGUAUUAAUAUAUAAUUACAUAUUAAUUUUAUUAAUAACUAUGAUGUUUUUCUUGUUUCUAAGCCUCUUUCUUUUGUAUGUCCUAAACUGUACAUCAUCCCAAGCCUGUAAACUUAACCAUACUGUCGUUAAACUGUUUAGCAAUAGCUGAAUUACCAGUCCUUCUACUGAGAACUUGUUCCGUUACAUUCACACUCCAAAGCUGGUUCACCAUAUCCCACGUCCAUCACGGAUGGAGACAUGGCACAGUCCAAGAAUGAUGAGAUGAUGCCUGAUUUGUCCAUUUUUGUUGCUGUAAUUCUAAAUUGAUUGGGCUUUUAUUUUGAUACGUUCAAGAUAUGAUCACUCAUGUUUAUAGUAAAGUUCAAGUGCAGUUUGGACAUUGUUUUA
Messenger RNA from Paramisgurnus dabryanus, 2894 nucleotides. RefSeq names its product CLPTM1 regulator of GABA type A receptor forward trafficking (gene clptm1). The record is from RefSeq and is a predicted model, not a curated record. NCBI's taxonomy places the organism in Eukaryota, Metazoa, Chordata, Actinopteri, Cypriniformes, Cobitidae. Gene Ontology annotation, cellular component: membrane; endomembrane system.